Messenger RNA from Varanus komodoensis (Komodo dragon), 7977 nucleotides. It is a transcript of the gene ROCK1, whose product is annotated as Rho associated coiled-coil containing protein kinase 1. Gene Ontology annotation, biological process: peptidyl-threonine phosphorylation; cortical actin cytoskeleton organization; Rho protein signal transduction. The transcript is spliced from 34 exons. Bases 802 to 4932 code for a protein of 1376 amino acids. The record is from RefSeq and is a predicted model, not a curated record. Lineage: Eukaryota; Metazoa; Chordata; Lepidosauria; Squamata; Varanidae. Gene Ontology annotation, molecular function: ATP binding; small GTPase binding; Rho-dependent protein serine/threonine kinase activity. Gene Ontology annotation, cellular component: cytoskeleton; cytoplasm.
GGGAGAGUAGCACUGAGACUGCGACGAGCGGCAGCGGGGAUCUCAGGAGAAAGACAGAAUUUGCCGGGGAAGAGGGCGGCCGCCGGAAGGAAAGCUGAAGGAAGAUGCCUCAGCCGUUACGCGGCCGUUGGUGAAGCCGCGCGUAUCCGGAGGGCAAGGCGGAGGCUUAGAUUUUACCCCGCCCCUCUCCCCCAUCCUGGAGAAUUGGAGCCAAGCGGCCUGUGCUGCAGCUGGCACCCUCUUGACUACCCCCGCUGCAGCUUGGGCAGGGAGCGACGCCGUGCACUUCCUCGGGCCUCAGUCUCGAUGGAGGGAGCAGCCCGCUGACGCUCCGCUAAGAAAGUUUCCUGUUUUCAUGGUAGGCCUCGCGCUCCCUCUUUUCUUUCUUCCCCUCGAUUCGAAGAAACUGCUUCUGGAUAGCUGGCACGGAGGAGGACGACCGCUACGCUGCUGGCUGCUAAGGCUGCUGCCUUGCUGGAGAAAAUGUGGCUGCAGAGACACGGGGCCCCAGACUGGAGACGAGAGAAGACUGACAGGGUUGUAACUGCAGCCUAGAGACACUCAAGCAAAGGGACAGCAGGGAAAACUACUGCCCCAGGAGGGAGUAGCCCCUGUGUUCCCAUUUUCGGCUUUAACUCUCUUUUGCGUGAGGAUGUGUGGCAGGGAGAGCAUGAGGGACAACCCCAGCACAUCCUCAGUACUUCUCUGAGAAGGAGAGCCAGCUCAGGGAGCACUCCCUCCACUUUUUUCAUUUUUUGCUUUUGCUUUGCUGUGGAUUAAGGCGACCAUCUCUUCAGCACCAUGUCGACAGGAGAAAGCUUUGAAUCUCGGUUUGAAAAAUUGGGAAUAAUGAUAAAGGACCCCAAAUCUGAAGUGAAUUCGGACUGUUUAUUGGAUGGAUUAGAUGCAUUGGUGUAUGAUUUGGAUUUUCCUGCUUUAAGAAAAAAUAAAAACAUAGACACCUUCUUAAAUAAAUAUAAAGACACAAUAAACAAAAUAAGAGAUCUCCGUAUGAAAGCUGAAGAUUAUGAAGUGGUGAAAGUGAUUGGCAGAGGAGCAUUUGGGGAAGUUCAAUUGGUAAGACACAAAUCAUCACGAAAGGUCUAUGCUAUGAAACUUUUGAGCAAGUUUGAAAUGAUAAAAAGAUCAGAUUCUGCAUUCUUUUGGGAAGAAAGAGACAUCAUGGCAUUUGCAAAUAGCCCUUGGGUUGUGCAGUUAUUUUAUGCUUUCCAAGAUGACCGUUAUCUUUAUAUGGUAAUGGAAUACAUGCCUGGUGGAGACCUUGUGAAUUUAAUGAGCAACUAUGAUGUUCCUGAGAAAUGGGCAAGAUUUUAUACAGCAGAAGUUGUUCUUGCAUUAGAUGCAAUUCACUCCAUGGGCUUUAUUCACAGAGAUGUCAAGCCAGAUAAUAUGCUGCUAGAUAAAUCUGGUCAUUUAAAACUAGCAGAUUUUGGUACCUGUAUGAAGAUGAAUAAGGAAGGUAUGGUACGAUGUGAUACAGCAGUUGGAACGCCAGACUAUAUAUCCCCAGAAGUCUUAAAAUCUCAAGGGGGUGAUGGUUACUAUGGACGUGAAUGUGACUGGUGGUCAGUUGGUGUCUUUUUGUAUGAAAUGCUUGUUGGAGAUACACCUUUUUAUGCAGAUUCUUUAGUUGGAACAUACAGUAAAAUUAUGAAUCAUAAAAAUUCUCUUAGCUUCCCAGAUGAUAAUGAUAUUUCUAAAGAUGCAAAGAAUCUUAUUUGUGGCUUCUUAACUGACAGGGAAGCUAGAUUAGGCCGAAAUGGUGUGGAAGAAAUCAAACGACAUCCAUUCUUCAAAAAUGACCAGUGGUCUUGGGAAAAUCUUAGAGAUACUGUAGCACCUGUUGUGCCUGAUUUAAGUAGUGAUAUUGACACUAGUAACUUUGAUGAUUUGGAGGAAGAUAAAGGAGAAGAGGAAACAUUCCCUAUACCAAAAGCAUUUGUUGGCAACCAGCUACCUUUUGUAGGCUUUACAUACUACAGUAACCAUCAGUAUUUAUCCAGCUGUACAGCAAAUUCUAAUGACAACAGGGCAAGCACCAAUGUAGAUAAAAGUUUGCUGGAAUCCUUGCAAAAAACUAUCUAUCAGCUUGAAGAACAGCUACAUAAUGAAAUGCAACUGAAAGAUGAAAUGGAACAAAAAUUCAGAACAUCCAACAUUAAACUAGACAAGAUAAUGAAGGAAUUAGAUGAAGAGGGCAAUCAAAGAAGAAACUUGGAAUCAACAGUUACUCAGGUUGAGAAGGAAAAUAUGCUUUUACAACACAAAAUAAAUGAAUAUCAAAGAAAAGUUGAACAGGAGAAUGAGAAACGUCGGAAUGUAGAAAAUGAAGUGUCAACAUUAAAAGAUCAGUUGGAAGACUUAAAAAAAAUUAGCCAACAUUCACAUAUUACAAAUGAAAAAAUAGCUCAGUUGCAAAAGCAACUUGAAGAAGCCAAUGAUUUACUGAGGACAGAGUCAGAUACUGCAGCACGUUUAAGAAAGAGUCAUACAGAAAUGGGCAAGUCAGUAAGUCAGUUUGAAUCCUUAAACAGGGAACUGCAAGAGCGAUGCAGAAUCCUAGAGAGUACAAAAAUACAAGUGGAAAAGGAUUAUUACCAACUGCAAGCAGCACUGGAAGUAGAACGAAGGGAUAGGAGUCAUGAAUCAGAAAUUAUUGGAGAGCUACAAGCUCGACUUACAUCAUUACAAGAAGAAAUCAAAAGUUUAAAGAACAAUCUUGAAAGAGUAGAAGAAGAAAGAAAACAGGCCCAGGACAUGCUUAAUCAUUCUGAAAAGGAAAAGAAUAAUUUAGAAAUUGAUCUAAACUACAAACUCAAAAUGUUACAACAGCAUUUAGAGCAAGAAAUAAAUGAACAUAACAUAAAUAAGGCUCGAUUAACUGACAAGCAUCAAUCAAUUGAAGAGGCCAAGUCAGCUGCAAUGUGUGAAAUUGAAAAAAAGGUAAAGGAAGAACGAGCUGCAAGAGAAAAGGCAGAAAAUCGAAUAGUUCAGAUUGAAAAGCAAUGUUCCAUGUUAGACUUUGACCUGAAGCAGUCUCAGCAGAAGCUGGAGCACCUUAAUGAACAGAAAGAGAGACUAGAAGAUGAGGUUAAGAAUCUGACUCUUCAGCUGGAGCAUGAGAUAAAUAGGAGAUUGGUGAUCCAAAAUGAACUGAAGAUGCAUGCUAUAGAAGCAGAUAGCUUAAAAGGGUCUGAGAAGCAGCUAAAACAGGAGAUCAAUACAUUGUUGGAAGCAAAGAGAUUAGCAGAGUUCGAAUUGGCUCAGUUGGCUAAGCAGUACAGAGGGAAUGAAGGCCAGAUGCGUGAACUGCAAGAUCAACUAGAAGCUGAACAGUAUUUUUCUACACUUUACAAAACUCAGGUUAAAGAACUUAAAGAAGAAAUUGAUGAAAAGAAUAAAGAAACUCAGAAAAAAAUACAAGAAUUACAAAAUGAAAAAGAAACUCUUGCUGCACAAUUAGAUCUUGCUGAAACAAAAGCUGAAUCUGAGCAGUUGGCCAGAGCACUCCUUGAAGAGCAGUACUUUGAACUAACUCAGGAGAGCAAGAAAGUGGCAUCACGAAAUAAACAAGAAAUUGCUGAUAAGGACAAUAUCAUAAGCCGGCUUGAAGAAACAAAUAAUACAUUAACUAAAGAUGUGGCAUUUCUGACAAAAGAAAAUGCUGAACUAAAUGAAAAGAUCAAGAAGCUGGAAGAAGACUAUAAAUUGAAGAAACAAGAGGAAAUUAACAGUAUUAAAAUGCAGUACGAAAAGAACCUGAACAAUGAAAGGACUCUUAAAACACAGGCUGUCAACAAAUUGGCUGAGAUUAUGAAUCGAAAAGAUUUUAAACUAGAUAGAAAAAAAGUAAAUAUGCAAGAUUACAAGAAAAAAGAAAAGGAAAACAGAAAGUUACAAUUGGAACUUAACCAAGAAAAGGAAAAAUUUAAUCAGAUGGUAAUAAAAUAUCAGAAGGAGCUUAAUGAAAUGCAAGCGCAAAUUGUGGAUGAGUCUACAUGUAAAAAUGAACUUCAGAUGCAGCUAGAUAGUAAGGAAAGUGAUAUAGAACAAUUGCGCAGUAAAAUUUUGGACCUACAACAAGGCAUGGACUCUACCAGUGUUGCCAGUCUUCAGGCAGAUGAAACUGAUGGAAAUAUUAUAGAAUCAAGAAUGGAGGGAUGGCUUUCAAUACCAAACAAAGGAAACAUAAAACGUCAUGGAUGGAAGAAGCAGUAUGUUGUGGUAAGCAGCAGAAAGAUUUUGUUCUAUAACGAUGAACAGGACAAAGAACAAUCUAAUCCAUCCAUGGUAUUAGAUAUAGAUAAAUUAUUCCAUGUUCGUCCAGUAACUCAAGGAGAUGUAUAUAGAGCAGAAACUGAAGAAAUUCCCAAAAUAUUCCAGAUUCUGUAUGCCAAUGAGGGUGAAUGCCGAAAAGAUUUGGAAGUAGAACCAGUGCAGCCAGCAGAGAAGACAAAUUUUUUGAAUCAUAAGGGUCAUGAAUUUAUCCCAACAUUAUACCACUUUCCAGCCAACUGUGAGGCUUGUGCAAAGCCUCUCUGGCAUGUAUUUAAGCCACCCCCUGCUGUGGAAUGCCGGCGAUGUCAUGUUAAGUGCCAUAAAGAUCAUUUGGAUAAAAAAGAAGAAUUAAUUGCGCCAUGUAAAGUGAGUUAUGAUGUAACUUCAGCAAGAGAUAUGUUGUUACUGGCAUCAUGUCAAGAAGAUCAAAAGAAAUGGGUUUCUCAUUUAGUAAAGAAGAUUCCUAAAACACCACCAUCCACUUUUGUCCGUGCUUCUCCAAGAACUCUUUCUUCAAGAUCCUCAGCAAAUCAGUCAUUCAGAAAAGUUAAGAAUCCUUCAGGAAAAGCUAGGUCAAAGGACUAUGGAUCUGUGGGGGACAUUACCCAUAAUGAAAAUUCAAGUUACUGUUAACAAUAUAUGCAGUGCUCAGUGGAAUCUGUGGCAUGGUGCAGUCUGAGAAAGCUGGGCUUCCUUCACCAUACAGAGCAAAGCAGACUGGUGUUCCUUCUAAUGCAAGUUUCACUGAGUUUGGGGCUAAGACUGCUAUUACUAUCUCCUCCUUGCUUUGGCAUAAAAAGCACGCUGAUGGCGUCUUAUUGCGGGUUUGCCUUAAGGUAGAUUAGAUUAAUUAUUACUGUGUAAUGCAAGUAAAAGCAAAUAAAGCUUAGCUAGGUAUAAGGUUAAAGUGCUGGAUUUUGGAUUUCAAAAAAAAUUAAAAACCCUGUCGAUCUUGGUGGAAUGUGGUGAGCUAUUCUCAUAUUGAUGAGAAUAAGAGGACUAUUUACCCUGCGGGAGGGGGUAUUUAUAGUUGGAUGAGCACACAGUGUCGAGAAUAGAAAGAAAGUAUCUCAAACUGAGAAGAACUGAAUUUUCUUUUAAGGCUCGAAGUUGUGCUGAAGAAAACAAGAAUUGCUUGAAAACUUAGCAAUAUAUUAAUCACUUGAACUUCAGUGCCUUUUCUGCAUUGUUAUUAAUGCUAAUAAUUCAUCAUGAAACAGCUGAAAGUGUUAAAUAUUUUGCUUUACAACAUGCUAACUUUGCAGAUUUAUAAAGGGGGAGUAAAUGAGUAAUUACAUGUAAUCUAUGCAUUGUUGCUAAGCCAUACAUAAUUGUACUUCUAGAGGCAUUAGAACUAACAGUUAAACCAAGUUUGGAAACAUAUUUUGAUACAUAAUUUUCUAUAUUUUUUGUAACAUACUGCAUUAAAAAUCUGAAGUGCAAAUUACAGUAAGCAUACACACACAAGCUCACAUACAGUAUGCACUGUUUGCAAUGUAAAUUAUUCUAAGAACACUUUUAAUGGGUGUUGCCCUUUUAGUGCCUUAUUCUGAGAUUUGUUUUACUGCCAUGUCAAAUAAGUGUAGAAAUCUCAAAUGCCUAUUAUUGUGUCCGUGGUUUUAUUGUAGGAAAAAGUUUCAUUUUCAAGUGUACAAUUUUGAAUGGAACAGCCUGUUACCAAGAUAUAUUUUAAUCAUAAUACAAAAAGUAAUAAAUACUUUUACUAUGAAAACAAAUAAAAACCUACAACACUUUAAAAUUCCAUAUAAUACAGGAAUUGAAUACAUUUAAAUUCUUGCUUUAUAGCAGGAAUAUUAUUGUGGUAUGAACAGUACGGUUUAUUUUAUUUUUUAACCAAAUACCUCUUCAGUAAUUUAUAAUGGCUUUGCAGUUGUGUAUUAAAUAAGAAGCACUGGAAAAGUAAUUCGUCUUCUGGAUGAUUUGUAUGUUUCAAGUGGUGUUGAAACCUGCACUAAUGGAUAUGUAUUAAACAUAUCUGUUAUUAAUAUGAUAAUGACUCGUGCUCAUUUAAUACAAAAUAAAACUAACUUAUGGAAUAACUAUUUUGAAAAUGACUGUGGUAUUUUUCUCCAGAAUACACUUCCUAGGAAGUUUUGGAAAUUAUUAAGCUUUACAAACAGAUGAACAACUGUUAACAUAUUUAAAUCUGAUACAAACUUGAUACAUUUUUAAAUUACAUUUUUAUAAUGCCAUAUUACAUUUUAAUACAGGGUAAAGUAGCAAAAUUCUCAUAGGAUUUUGAAGAAUCUGUUUUGAUAUGUGAAUUGUUAAAUCCCAUUUACUAAGCACAUAAUUAUUUUCAUCAAAAGGAAAUUAUAGCAGGUACACAGCUCUUAAAAGAUGAUCUUUACAUGUAUUUUAAUUUAUACUUAAAUCAUGUUUAAUAGAAGAAAAUAUGUCAAGCUUAUUCAGCAUGCUGGAAAUCAGUCAUAUGGCUCCAUCACUAUACAAAAGUAACAUGGACUCAUGAAGAUUAGAAAGGAUGGCAAGAAAAGACUGAGAAUGGGUGGUAUAAAAUAAUUAAAAAGGAGUUAAACUGGGGACGGGAGAGCAGAAGGAAAACCAGAAGGAAGGCUGGAAUUAUUUGGUAAUGAUUUGGUGAUGAGAAAGGGAGGGGAAGUGAUUUGAGUUAGGAAGAAGGAAAGACUGUUGUUGGAAUGGGGAGCAUGGCAUAAGGAACAAAAAGCAGCAAGUGGGAGGAAGAGACAAAAAGAGGAAAAUGGUAGGUGAACUUGUGAUAGCUGCUGAAUGAGAAAUGAUAUAAAGGGGAACAAGCAAGACAAUGUGUGGCAGAGAGAUGACAAACUUUAAGGACAUGAAACUGAUUCAGGGCAUUUCAAGGAGUAAACAUGGGGAAUUAAAAAGGGCCUGAUAUGGCCAUAGUGCAGAAAUGACCUUAAGGAAAGGAAACAAGGAAGGUCAGCAAGCAUAUACUUUAACUAUUUUAGCAUUUGCUUCCCUUGAUACAAAAGGUAAUGUUUUUAAUUGUAUUUUAUUAAAAUUGUGCAAUGAAUUGUACACUGUUUGCAUGAAGAUUAAUAAAAAGUAAAUGCUUAUUUACAAAUGGUAUAAGCAUUACCUGUACAUGUGCAAUUUACAACCUUCUUACUAGAAAUUCAAAAUUUUGCUAAUGGGGAUGAGGGGCACCUAGAAUGAGAAUGGAAACAAACUCCAUAUGGUAGAUGAAUAGCACCAGAAUUGACACAUUUGGUAAUUUAGGAAGAGAAAUGUUGAUGCAGAACAGUACUGGCCCUUUCAUGAAAUACUGUCAUGUGGCUUUCAGAGUUUUCUGCUGCUGCAUUCUGGAGAACUAUGCCUAAAUCCUAAAUUUCAGGUGCCCAAUAUGUUUCUUCUCCAGGGACUAUUAUGUAAUAUUCAAAAAUAUUCCUGUGGUGGGCAAGCAAAUUCACUGGUAAAAUGUGAUUCUGCCUAGUUUUGGAUUUUGUGUCAGGCCUCCUCCAUGCAAUGUCAGUAUGUUGUUGUUUUUUUAAUGCAUCGUAUCAAGACGUUCUGUAUUCCAAAUAGUGCUUGUUUUCACUUUGUGGAUUUGUUCUCUGGUGUUCCUCAACCCAUAUGUAUAUAUCUACCACUUCAUGAAUCGUGGAGUAGCUGUUGCCUGUAAAACAUUAUGCUGCAAUAAAGAACUGAGUCCUUAAA